Messenger RNA from Hibiscus syriacus, 2258 nucleotides. RefSeq names its product F-box protein SKIP2-like. Gene Ontology annotation, cellular component: SCF ubiquitin ligase complex. The record is from RefSeq and is a predicted model, not a curated record. Gene Ontology annotation, biological process: SCF-dependent proteasomal ubiquitin-dependent protein catabolic process. Gene Ontology annotation, molecular function: protein binding. Bases 16 to 1539 code for a protein of 507 amino acids. NCBI's taxonomy places the organism in Eukaryota, Viridiplantae, Streptophyta, Magnoliopsida, Malvales, Malvaceae. The transcript is spliced from 2 exons.
GUCUACCCUCCCCAAAUGGGCCAAUCCCCUUCCGCAGCUUCGAACCGGGAAACCUCCCUCACCUUUUCAUCCUCUUCUACUUUCGUUUCCGACGAGGACUUCCUAUAUGAAAUCUCGGCGAAGGGGGAUUACAGCGCUGAGAUUCCCGACGAGUGUUUGGCUUAUAUUUUCCAGUUCCUCGGCCCUGGCGAUCGGAAUCGGUGUUCCCUUGUCUUCAAGCAGUGGUUUCGCGUCGACGGUUGGAGCCGCCACCGCUUGUCUCUCAACGCCCAAUCUGAAAUCGUUUCUUUUCUGCCGAAUCUAUUUACGCGCUUCGACUCCGUGACUAAACUCGUCCUACGGUGUAGCCGUAAAUCAAUCAGCUUAACGGGCGAUGCUUUGCUUACGAUCUCAAUCCAUUGCAAAAACCUCACACGGCUGAAGCUCAGAGGUUGCCGCGAAAUCACUGACGAAGGAAUGUUGGCAUUUGCUCAGAAUUCUAAGAAUUUAAGAAAACUUUCUUGUGGGUCUUGCUUGUUUGGAGCUAAAGCUUUAAACGCCUUCCUCGAUCAUUGCAACUACUUAGAAGAUUUAUCAGUGAAAAGGCUCAGAGGAAUUCAUGACGGCACUGAGCCGAUCGGACCAGGUGCCGCAGCUUCUUCGUUGAGAAUGAUUUGCUUGAAAGAACUUGUUAACGGUCAGUCUUUUGCCCCGCUUGUGGUUGGAUCAAAAAACCUUAAAACUUUGAGAAUUAUUCAUUGUUUGGGUGAUUGGGAUACUGUCCUUCAAUUAAUUGGAAACCGAAAUCAAAACGGUAAUGAAAAUUUAAAUUCUGAUAUCAAUUAUAGCAGUAGUAACAGUAACCCUAUGGUGGAAAUUCACCUUGAGAGGCUUCAAGUGAGUGAUAUAGGCCUAUCUGCGAUUGCAAAAUGUACCAAAAUUGGGAAUUUGCACAUUGUGGAAACCCCAGAGUGUUCGAAUGACGGGCUUGUUUGUGUAGUUGAGAAUUGUAGGUUUCUGAGGAAGCUUCAUAUUGAUGGAUGGAGGACUAAUAGGAUUGGAGAUGAGGGUUUGAUUGCUGUAGCCAAACAUUGUUCCAAUUUACAAGAACUUGUUUUGAUCGGUGUUAAUGCUACCCAUUUGAGCUUGUCGGCCAUGGCAUGUAAUUGUUCGAAGCUUGAGAGAUUAGCUCUUUGUGGAAGUGGAACUAUUGGUGAUACAGAGAUUGCAUGCAUUGCUGCAAAAUGUAUGGCGUUGAGGAAACUUUGCAUCAAGGGAUGUCCGAUUUCAGAUAUUGCCAUUGAAGCACUUGGUUCAGGUUGUCCCAAUUUGAUAAAAAUUAAGGUGAGGAAAUGUAGAGGAGUGAGUAGUGAUGGAAGUGAAUGGUUGCGGGAACAAAGGGGAUCGAUGCUGGUCAAUAUGGAUGCAUUUGACAUAGAUUGUGGUUUCAAAGCCGGUGUAAGUGAUGGUGGAGUUCAUAUGGAGUUUCCACAGGCAGUUGGCCAAGUAACUGGUGCAGAAGCUUCAACAAGAAGCAAUGGUGAGUCCGUGUUGCAUUAAACCGAACUGAGGAGAAAUUUGGUUGAUCACUUAACUUGGCUGCUGGUCGGGUAAGCUUCGAUUCUGAAGUCCAUACAAUAUUAACGAAUUCGUCAAUUGCCUCUAUGGGGGAAAACAAUAGCAAUUAUUCUAUUUGUAUCUUCUGUGAAUGAAUGAUUCAUAUUUUGCAUCAGGUGUUUUCAUGCUUCUUUUAUUUAUAUACGAUUAAACUCUUAAUGCAGAAUCAAUAUAUAGUUCAAUAUCUUUCAUAAUCUUCUUCAUCUCCAAAACUGAAGACCGAGACAGCAGCAGCAAUUGCCAUUGUCAUGAUAUCACUCGCUCACAUUGAGCUUGUUCCAGGGAUCUUGAAUCCGGAGGAAGGUUUGCCAACGCCAUUAAUAAUGCUAAUGUCUUCGAUAGCAUUGUCUGAUGAAGGCUCUUGAUUUUUUUAUAGAUGGUUUGAUAAUUCCAUGCUUAGACGUCCCUAUUUGCUCGGCUGCCGGGUUAGAUAGAUCACUGGAGACUGUAUUCGGCAUACAGAAUCUGCCGACUUCUUUUCCGACCCCUUGAAUCAUCUCCAAUGCAUUUGGAGAAGGCAUCAUCAUUGCUUUCGCUUCCAGAAGUUUCAGGUUUGGUUUGAAUUAGCGUUGACUCCAUUGUUGGCAGAAUCAAAACGAUAUAAUUUGUAGUCAUAAUUUACUAAUUGGAUCUUGAAUCCAAAGAAACGUCAUAAAAAACUU